Messenger RNA from Chelonia mydas (Green sea turtle), 1807 nucleotides. RefSeq names its product fibronectin type III domain containing 10 (gene FNDC10). The record is from RefSeq and is a predicted model, not a curated record. The transcript has a single exon. NCBI's taxonomy places the organism in Eukaryota, Metazoa, Chordata, Testudines, Cheloniidae. Bases 531 to 1226 code for a protein of 231 amino acids.
CGGACCGUGUUCAGCGCCUGCCCGCAGGCCGCGGGAGGGUCUGAGCUGUUCGUUGCCGGGGCUGUGGUUUCACCACCCGCCCUCCCUUCGGGUUCCGGCUCCAGCCUCUCCCCGCUUGCGCGCUGCCGAAGCGCGGGGCCGGUGGGUUUGUGCGCCGCAGCCCAGCGAGAGUUAACGCCGGAGCCGCCUCUCCAUUGGCGGCCGCCCGGGCGGGAGGGGCGGCGCAGCCCUUGGGCUGGAAGUUGGCGGGUCCGACAGGCGCCUGCCGCCGCUCGGCUGCGGGAGGAGGCAGGAGGCAGCGCCGGCUCCCUGCCCCGGGGACGCGCUGGCGGGGCGAACUUAGCCGGGGGCGGCCCCGUGCGGGGCUCGGCGCACGUCGCUCGCGGCCGCCGGCGAUGCCUGGGGCCCGCGGACCCGCAGGGAGCCAGCGGGCCCGCGACGCGCUGCCCCUGCCCGCCUGCUAGGGCUGCGGCGCCCGGCCCCGCUCCGUGCCCCGGGCGCCCGCCCGCCCGCCGGCCGGCCGGCCCAGCAUGCUCCGCCCGGGCCCGCUGCUGCAGUCGCUCGCCCUGCUCUGCCUCUGCCCGCGCCGCCCCGGCCCCGCCUGGGGCAGGCUGGCCGCGGGCGCCGCCGCUGCCUGGGACCCGCCGCCGGCCCGCGGCCCCGGCGCGGCGCCCUGGUGCCCCUACAAGGUGUUCGGCGAGGGCCAGGCCAGCGGCCGCCUCUGCUUCAGGAGCCCGGCCCGGGACUUCCAGUGCCCGCCGCCCAGCUGCCGGGCGCACCGCUCGCCGGGCCGCGCCCUGGUGGCCAACGUGCUGGCCAACGGCAGCGUGCUGCUGCAGUGGGGGGCGCCGGGCGGCGACCUGCGGGGCUUCGCCCUCAACUGCUCCUGGGCCGGCACCUACACCCGCUUCCACUGCGACCGCGUCCAGCUGGGGGCCGCCUGCCGCGACUACCUGCUGCGCGAGGCGCACGGCAGCGUGCGCUACCGCCUGUGCCUGCAGCCCCUGGCCCGGGCCGGCGGGCCGCGCGCGCCCCGCGCCGAGUGCGUGGAGUUCAGCCUGGAGCCGGCCGGCCUGCGGGACAUCGUCAUCGCCAUGACGGCCGUGGGGGGCUCCAUCUGCGUCAUGCUCGUCGUCAUCUGCCUGCUGGUGGCCUACAUCACCGAGAACCUCAUGCCGCCGGCCGCCGCCGCCCCCCGCGCCGCCCCCGCCAAGAGGGGCACGUAGGGCGCGGGCCCCGGCGGGGUGGGGGCCGCUCCGGAGCCCGGGGCCGGGAGCGCCCUCUGCAGCCGGGGGGAGCCUGCGACCGGCCCCUAGAGCCAGUGCCUGGAGCGCCUUCUGCAGCCGGGGGAGCCUGGCACCGGCCCCGAGAGCCGGGCCCUGGAGCGCCUUCUGCAGCCGGGGGGAGCCUGCGACCGGCCCCUAGAGCCGGGCCCGGGAGCGCCUUCUGCAGCCGGGGGGAGCCUGCGACCGGCCCCUAGAGCCGGGCCCUGGAGCGCCCUCUGCAGCCGGGGGGGGGGCCUGGGACCGGCCCCUGGAGCCGGGGCCUGGAGCGCCCUCUGCAGCCGGGGGGGGGGGGGGGGCCUGGGACCGGCCCCUGGAGCCGGGGGGCCUGGAGCGCCCUCUGCAGCCGGGGGGAGCCUGGCACUGGCCCCUGGAGCCAGGGCCUGGAGCGCCCUCUGCAGCCGGGGGGAGCCUGGGACCGGCCCCUAGAGCCAGUGCCUGGAGCGCCCUCUGCAGCCGGGGGGGGGGGGCCUGGGACCGGCCCCUGGAGCCGGGGCCUGGAGCGCCCUCUGCAGCCGGGGGGG